Molecule: messenger RNA, 2535 nt
Organism: Manis javanica (Malayan pangolin)
Lineage: Eukaryota; Metazoa; Chordata; Mammalia; Pholidota; Manidae
Source: RefSeq, a predicted model, not a curated record
UCUGGCUCUGUUUGCCAAACAGCCUCUUCUUCUUUGGCUCACACACUAAGGAGGCUCCUGGAUAUUUCUGCCAUCCCGACUCAAGCUGGCAGUUACCCGGAAGCCUUCCCAAGGAACUGGCGGAGAAAUGAGUCCUUCUGAGCCGGAGACGGGCCAAGGGCGUCAGCAAGUGGGGGCGCCCGCCGGGAAGCGGCGAGGGUCAUCCCUCGGACUGCUGGGCGGCGGCGGCGCUUCCGGGGCGCAGCGCUGCCUGCUCGGGCUCUACCUGCACGCGUGGCUGUGGGCGGCCUCGGGCUCAGCUGCCCAGGUGUUCAACCUCAGCCUUUCGGUGGACGAAGGGCUGCCUCCGGACACUCUGGUGGGCGACAUCCGCGCCGGGCUGCCGGCCGCACAGCAGCAGGAGGAGGGCGGCUUCUUUCUUUCCGAGGAUUCGGAUGACUCACCGCUGUUGGACGACUUCCACGUGCAUCCAGACACCGGCAUCAUCCGCACAGCGCGGCGCCUGGACCGCGAGCAGCGGGACCACUACAGCUUUGCGGCCGCCACGCUGCUGGGCGCAGUGGUUCAGGUGGAGAUCCGCGUCAACGAUGUGAACGAUCACUCGCCCAGCUUUCCCAGCGAUUCCCUGCAACUUGAUGUCUCCGAACUCAGCCCUCCAGGUACCGCCUUCCGUCUGCCAGGUGCCCAGGACCCCGACGCCGGGCUGUUCAGCACACAGGGCUACACCCUCUUGCAAUCUUCCGACCCUCCCCAGGACCCCGCAGGACCGUUCUUCCAGCUGCGCUACGGCACCCCAGGGUCACCAGCGUCGUCGCCCUCCUCCUUGACCCUGGAGCCCUUAGACCUGGUGCUGUUGCGGCGUUUGGACCGAGAAGCGGCGGCGGCACACGAGUUACAGAUCGAGGCGUGGGACGGCGGCCGCCCGCGGCGCACGGGCCACCUGCGUGUGGAGCUGCGCGUGCUGGAUGAGAACGACAACCCGCCGGUCUUCGAGCAGGGCGAGUACCGCGCCGCUGUGCGCGAGGACGCUCGGCCGGGAGCUGAGGUCUGUCGCGUGCGCGCCACCGACCGGGACCUGGGGCCCAAUGGCCAAGUGCGCUACCGCAUCCGCGCCCGGCAGCCGCCAGGGGCGAAUGGCGGCGGCGGGCCCCUGGGACACGCGGCCUUCUUCACUGUGGAGGAGCUGAGCGGUGUGGUGAGGGUGCAGAGGCCGCUAGACCGCGAGUCGCAGAUCUGGCAUCAGCUGGUGGUCGAGGCCCGCGAUGGCGGAGCCGAGCCCGAGGUCGCCACAGUUCGAGUGUCCGUCGCGGUACUCGACGUGAAUGACAACCGACCGGCCAUUCAGCUGCUCUUCCUCACCGAGGGAGGCGCCCCGUGCGUUUCCGAGGGCGCCCGACUCGGCGACUAUGUGGCUCUCGUCUCGGUGUCAGACGCGGACGGUGAUCCGGGGAAGGAAGCAGGGGUUGACGGUGAACUUGCUGUGGGCCCCGGAGGCGGAGGCAUCUCGCUGUCCUUGGAGGGCGGGGAGGGCGCCUUCACGCUGCGGUCUGGGGGUUCUCCAGGCGUUUUUUUCCUUUGCGUCGAGGGGCCCCUGGACAGGGAGAGCCGCGACCUGUAUGAUUUGCGACUGGUGGCCACGGAUGCCGGAUCCCCGCCGCUGAGCACGGAGGAAACGCUGCUGCUCCGGGUCGCCGACCUCAACGACCAGCCGCCUGUCUUCAGCCAGGAGCACUACCAGGCCUCAGUGUCUGAGGCUGCUGCCCCCGGCACCACAGCAGUGUGCGUCAGCGCCGCGGAUGCGGACGAGGCUGGCACGGACCACGCGCGGUUGCGCUACUCACUGGUCCACCUCCAGUCUCGCUGCAGCCAGGAAGCUCCGUGGCCCACAGGAGAGUGCGGACCGUCCUUCACAAUCGAUUCUGAGAGCGGCGUGAUCAGCACCAUCCGGAGUCUGGACCGAGAGGUCCAGGAGGCGGUAGAGCUGAGAGUGGUAGUCCAAGACCUCGGAGAGCCCCCACUCUCUGCCACCUGCCUGGUGAGCAUCACCGUGGAUGACGUGAAUGACAACGAGCCCGUCUUUCAGAGGCAGGUGUACAACGCCACUCUUGUGGAACAUGCCCCAGUUGGACAUUGCUUUCUGCAGGUGAGUGCAUCAGGUCUGUGAAUCAACCCGGAGACCUGAGCAGAGAUGGCAAGGCUGUCUGUUCAGGGAAGGAGAACUGUGAUGUGGAUGCUUACACCCUGGCUCCGAAAGCAAGGGGACAUGGCCUCUAGGUCCUCCUUUACAGUGAGUGAAUGGGUGCCCUCUGGUCACCUAAAUUUUCUGCAGGGGUUUGGACUGAGUGAUCUCUGAGAUGUUUUAUGCUUCAUAUACUAUUUGUAUCUUGAUUUUGCUUAUAAAAUCCUGGUUUCCUUCAUGUUGCAUAUAUGUGCACCCAAAUUAGUUUGGGAGGGAAUCACCUAUUUUAAAUCAAACAGUAUGCAAGUGUCAAUGGCUCUUAUUUUUGAGCGUCGUUAUGUGGCAUCCGAGGGAAA